AUGUCUUCACCUUCCGCGGCAACGACUCCGAUCAAGCGGAGCUCGUCUAGCGAAGAAGAGAAACCAAGCAUCAAACGGCAAAAGACGAACAGCGACGCGCCUCAAAGCCCUCCUUCCACAGACGAUGAAGAGCCAAGCCUGCCAGGCGCGACCAAAGUCAGCAUUCCUUCUCUGGAUUACCAAGCAAAAAGUGGUCUCGAAAGAAGUAUAGGACUGGCACUGCAGCAAGUUGGAUUUGACUCCGCUACCCCGGAAGCGAUGCAGGGCUUCUUGGGGGCCGUAGAGACCUAUAUGGCCUCUAUGAUCGCUGAUUCCAAACGUCUCGCCCUUGCUGCACGACGGGAGCAGCCGACUCCGGCCGACUUCGAGUCUAUGAUGCGACGCUACACUCUGAAGACGAAGGCGAUGCGGCCCCACGUUCGUCAUCCCAUACCAAAGGCGAAGCUAGACGUGGAAUACUUCAAUCCGUUGGUCGAUGAUCCAGAUGCGUACACAACCUUACCUCUCCUUGGCGAAGAGCUGAGCGGCAAGCCCGAGAAGGAAGCCAAGCCGUACAUACCAAAAUCCUUCCCCGACUUUCCCAGCAAACAUACCUACAAAUACACACCCAAAGAAGAUGACAACGGUCGAGACCCCCAGAAGACGAGGGAAGAGGCGGCCAAGGCUUCGAAGCAAGGCGAGGAGGCCCUACGAGGCCUGGUGAGGGCGGCAAAGGUCCGAAAGCAGAAGGAAAUCAGAUCUCUGUCGGAGCGCGAUCCUAUGACCAAGGAACGCUAUUCCCUAUGGGCAGCCGCUAUGGAAGGUUUCGUCAAAAAGGAAGGCGGCACAACCGGCCAACAACUCGAAAUUGCCGAUCAUAGCAUGAUUGUCAACUCGGACGCCCGGCAUUUGCGUAGGGAAUUGAUUCUCAAGGGUACCCUCGAGGGCCACAAUGGCUGGGUCACCAGCCUGGCUACCUCCAUGGAGAACCCCAACAUGCUCCUGUCCGCUUCCCGUGACAAGACUCUGAUCAUCUGGAACCUCACCCGUGACGAGUCCCAGUACGGUUACCCCAAGCGCUCCCUCAAGGGCCACUCCCACAUCGUCUCCGACUGCGUUAUCUCCUCGGACGGCGCCUACGCCCUGUCUGCCUCUUGGGACAAGACUCUCCGCCUUUGGGAGCUUGCCACCGGCACCACCACCCGCCGCUUCGUCGGCCACACCAACGACGUUCUGUCCGUCUCCUUCUCCGCCGACAACAGACAAAUCGUUUCCGGCUCCCGCGACCGCACCAUCAAGCUCUGGAACACCCUCGGUGACUGCAAGUACACCAUCUCCGAGAAGGGUCACUCCGAGUGGGUUUCCUGCGUCCGCUUCAGCCCCAACCCCCAGAACCCCGUCAUUGUCUCCUCCGGCUGGGACAAGCUCGUCAAGGUCUGGGAGCUCAGCACCUGCAAGCUGCAGACUGACCACAUUGGCCACACCGGCUACAUCAACACCGUCACCAUCUCCCCCGAUGGAUCCCUCUGCGCCUCCGGUGGCAAGGACGGUACCACCAUGCUCUGGGACCUUAACGAGUCCAAGCACCUCUACUCCCUGAACGCCAACGACGAGAUCCACGCCCUUGUCUUCUCCCCCAACCGCUACUGGCUCUGCGCUGCUACCGCCAGCAGCAUCAUCAUCUUCGACCUUGAGAAGAAGAGCAAGGUUGAUGAGCUCAAGCCUGAGUUCACCGCUGUCGGCAAGAAGAGCCGCGAGCCUGAGUGCGUGAGCUUGGCCUGGUCCGCCGAUGGCCAGACCCUGUUCGCCGGUUACACCGACAACAUCAUCCGUGCCUGGGGUGUCAUGUCGAGAGCAUAA
Colletotrichum godetiae is the source of this 1839-nucleotide messenger RNA. Its product is annotated as WD40-repeat-containing domain protein. The record is from RefSeq and is a predicted model, not a curated record. Gene Ontology annotation, cellular component: cytosol; nucleus. The transcript is spliced from 7 exons. The coding region runs from base 1 to 1839 and encodes 612 amino acids. Gene Ontology annotation, molecular function: protein heterodimerization activity; protein kinase C binding; translation regulator activity. Lineage: Eukaryota; Fungi; Ascomycota; Sordariomycetes; Glomerellales; Glomerellaceae. Gene Ontology annotation, biological process: positive regulation of protein phosphorylation; rescue of stalled cytosolic ribosome.